This is a messenger RNA of Cynocephalus volans (Philippine flying lemur), 2250 nucleotides long. It is a transcript of the gene LNPK, whose product is annotated as lunapark, ER junction formation factor. Gene Ontology annotation, biological process: endoplasmic reticulum tubular network organization. NCBI's taxonomy places the organism in Eukaryota, Metazoa, Chordata, Mammalia, Dermoptera, Cynocephalidae. The transcript has 13 exons. The coding region runs from base 148 to 1440 and encodes 430 amino acids. Gene Ontology annotation, cellular component: endoplasmic reticulum tubular network. The record is from RefSeq and is a predicted model, not a curated record.
GCUGCCUUCUCCGGAGGUAGGCUACGCGGGGGCGGCCGAGGCUGGCAGGGUGGACGCCGGGGCCGGGCUGUGCCUGCUUCUCUCAGCUUGAAUUCCUUUGGACAAUUGAUGAUAUUUAUCAUUGUACCCAGUGUCUACAAAUAAAAAAUGGGUGGAUUAUUUUCUCGAUGGAGGACAAAACCUUCAACUGUAGAAGUUCUAGAAAGUAUAGAUAAGGAAAUACAAGCAUUGGAAGAAUUUAGGGAAAAAAAUCAGAGAUUACAAAAAUUAUGGGUUGGAAGAUUAAUUCUCUAUUCCUCAGUUCUCUAUCUAUUUACAUGCUUAAUUGUAUAUUUGUGGUAUCUUCCUGAUGAAUUUACAGCAAGACUUGCCAUGACACUCCCAUUUUUCGCUUUUCCAUUGAUCAUUUGGAGCAUAAGAACAGUGCUUAUUUUCUUCUUUUCCAAGAGAACAGAAAGAAAUAAUGAAGCAUUGGAUGAUUUAAAAUCUCAGAAGAAAAAAAUACUUGAGGAAGUCAUGGAAAAAGAAACUUAUAAGACAGCUAAAUUAAUUCUUGAAAGGUUUGAUCCAGACUCAAAGAAAGCAAAGGAGUUUGAGCCGCCAUCUGCUGGAGCAGCUGUAACUGCAAGACCUGGACAAGAGAUACGUCAGCGAACUGUAGCUCAAAGAAAUCUUUCUCCAACGCCAGCAAGCUCUAACCAGGGCCCUCCUCCGCAAGUUCCAGUAUCUCCUGGGCCAACAAAGGACACUUCAGCCCCUGGUGGACCCCCAGAAAGAACUGUUACUCCAGCCGUACCAUCAAAUGUGUUACCAAGACGUCUUGGAUCUCCUGCUACUUCGGUGCCUGGAAUGGGUCUUCAUCCUCCAGGUCCACCUUUAGCAAGACCCAUUCUCCCCCGAGAACGAGGUGCUCUGGAUAGAAUUGUUGAAUAUUUAGUUGGUGAUGGUCCACAGAACAGGUAUGCCCUUAUAUGUCAGCAGUGUUUUUCUCAUAAUGGUAUGGCUUUGAAGGAAGAAUUUGAAUACAUUGCUUUUCGAUGUGCCUACUGUUUUUUCUUGAAUCCUGCAAGAAAAACCAGACCCCAGGCUCCGAGACUUCCAGAGUUUAGUUUUGAGAAGAGGCAGGCAGCGGAAGGCUCAAGUUCAGUUGGUCCCUUGCCAUCAGGAAGUACGCUUUCAUCAGAGAACCAAUGCAGUGAAGAAUCUCUAGAAGAACAAGAUGUUCUUGAUAAUAGUACAGAGCAGACAGAUGACAAAAUAUCAGCUACAGAGCAGACAAACCAAGUGAUUGGAAAAGCAUCUGGCUCAGAGGAACCAGAGGAGAAACAAGAAGAGACCGAGAAGGAGGAAACCUCAAUGAAUGAAGCCAAAUCAACAGUUCCCAUAGCUGAUUCUGUUCCUAAUCCUGAACUAAGUGUAGAAUCUUUGAUAACAAACUAGUAGAUGUUUCUGUGUGCCUUCAACUGGAUAUUUAUAGUCUUACUGAUGUCAGUUAUUGCUUUUUAGGUGGUACUUUUUUUUCUUUUUGCCCCUCUGAGGAUAUGCUUGAUAUCAUUUGAAUUCAAGUUGCUUAGUUAUUUCAGUAUGUCAAAGUUAUAUCUACUGGGUAUUAAGAUUAAAAGCAAGUGGUAUCAGUGAAGUAAGAUCCUUUUGAAUAUACAAAGACCCACGCUAUUUAGACAGCUUUUGGAUUUUUUUUUUUUUGUCCCAUCAAAAAGUAAACAAACAUUACAGCAUUCUUUUUUUCUAUAUGUAUAACCUGUAAAUAAUAUACAUUUUGACAUAGGAAGAACUUUGGUUAGGAAUAAGUUCUCUGAUAGUGUUUGUUUUAAGGAAUGAAACUCAAUUAAGAUUUUGAAUACUUCAUCAUUAAAAAUGGGUAAAAUUUUAAGUCUUGAGAUAUUUGCCAGCAGGGGUGGAGUGGGAAAUGUCUAUUUAGGUGUUUACAUUAAGUGGUGUGUGAAAGUUAUAACUGUUAACUACAUAGGCAUUGGUACGAAUUUUCAAUAAGAAUGCAAUUUGAACAGUCAAGUGCAGUAUUUCUUUUUGAUGCCUCUUAUUUUGUAGCUGGGUGAAAGGCACAUGAUAUAUAUAAUUAGUUUAUGUUUACAUAUUCACAUAGGAAGUAUCUCGGUACUUGACUGUACUUGAAUUCUGAGCAUUAUUUAUACUUGUAAAAUAAUGAUAUAUAAGUGAAUUUUGUGCUCUUUUGUGUAUUUUGUUAAGGAAAAUAAAGGUAAUCUGGCAGCA